CGGUGCCGUUGUGGGCGCUUCCGGCGGCGCAGGCGGCGGCCCGGGCGGGGCCAUGGGCCGGGGCGGGCCCGCCAUGCGCUACAACGAGCGGGAGCUGCUGUCCCUGGCCCGCCAGCCCGCCGAGAAAGCGGCCGAGAUCCGCAUGAGCGUCCCCAAGAAGGGCAACGUGCUGAAGAAGCGCCUGGUGAAGCUCGUGGUGAAUUUUCUCUUCUACUUCCGCACUGAUGAGGCCGAGCCCAUUGGAGCUCUGCUGCUGGAGCACUGCAAGAUCACCAAAGAGGAGGAGAACGUCUUCUCCAUCAGUUUCAUCGAGGAGCCAGAGCGAAAAUACUGCUUCGAGUGUGCCACGGAGGAGCAGUGCCAGGAGUGGGUCGAGGCACUCAGGAGAGCCAGCUACGAGUUCCUGAGGAGGAGCCUGAUUUUCUACAGGAACGAGAUCCAGAAGAUGACAGGGAAGGACCCCCUGGAGCAGUAUGGAAUCUCUGAGGAAGCUCGUUUCCAGCUGGGAGCACACAGGCAGUAACCCUCACCGGCUGCAGCUGCCUCCACAGCAGCUCCCCACACUGACCACGUGACUUUUUUAUUUAUUACCCCAAUCAUUUUGUAUUUUUUUUAAAGGAAUUCGUUGCACAUUCCCAGUGACCCAGCUGGGGGGGGCUGAGCUCUUCUGUGGGUGCUGCAGUGGGAGCAGAGUCCCCAGCCCUGGGGUGGGCAGAGGCAGGGGCUGACAGAGCCCCCAGCUCCUCCAGGCCAUGCUGGGGCCACCCAGGCCAGCUCCACCUUUCUGCUCAGCUUCCCUGGCUCAGGAUCCUCCUGCAGGCUCCCAGGAGCCAGCCCAGGGCUGGAAGAGGAUGUGACUGAUGCAUUUCUGGGCUCCAAAUUAACCCCCUCCUGCCCUCUGGGGAGGAGUGGGAAUUCCUCCAGCUCAGCCACAGCUCCAGCUGAUGGAGAGGGGCAUCUGCAGCCCUGUGCAGCCACGGCCUUUUGGGGUCUUCUUUUCCCUCCCCUGGGCAGGUGCUGCAGUUCCAGGGGGCUGGAUAAGCCCAUCCAAAAGAACAAAGCUGCAGAGCACGAGGGAACAAAGACAGGGAGAGAUCCCUGUGUGAUCCUGCCUGCCUGCAGAGCUCUGCAGUGAUCCAGCUUCCCUGGGAGCAGAGGCAGAUGGAGAAGCUGGCAAAGGCAGGAGCUGCUCCCUUUGGCUGGAGGAUGGAGCUGCAGGACAUGCCCCAGCUCAGCCAGGCAUUAACCCUUCAUUCCCUGAGCCACUGCUGCAGCUUUUCUCCCCUCUGUGUAUCCUCUUUGUCCAAAGGGACAGACCAAAAACCUGUGCCAAGGUCACAGUGAGCUGCCAGGGAACCAGGGCUGCCUGUCCUGGAGCUCCUGCAGGGAAGAGAUAAGGAUUAGGAACAACAUCCCCACAUAAUCAGCCCUGGCUCUGGCUGCACCAAGGAAAACUGCCCAGACCUGAGGGAUGGAGGACACUCCCCACACCCAGGGCUGCAGCAGACCCAGAUUCUUGACUGCCUGAGCAUCUUCUCUGGAACCAGCCCGGGAAAACUCCCAGGAAAGGCCCCUGGGAAGGUCCCAGGAGUCACUGUCAGAGGCUGCUGGCAGCAGGAAUGGGGCUUGGGCUGGGGCAGGGCGGGGGCUUGGCCUGGCCUUGGGGAGCUGCAGCUCUGGGCAUUGUUCCCCUCCAGCUGCCCAGCCCAGGGAGGGGGUGGAGCAGCCUCUGAGCUGGGCUUGAAAGGAAUUUUGGGGUCUUUUCCUCCUUGGCUGGGAGUUAAUGCCCAAGCCAGAGCCCACACUGCAGCCUUUGGUAUCCUGGUGUUCCCUCUUUACCUCAUGCAGCUGAGUACCAGCAGUGACACCUGUCACUGAUGCUUUAGUUUUGAUCUCCAAUCUGAGAUGUUGCCUUUUCCCUUGAAUCAUUCCAGGUGCUUGCUCCAGAAAUUACCAAAAUCAGCCGAGGGGCAGCUGCCCUGUAGGAUCAGCUGAGGGCAGCAGGGAGGGAGCAGAAUCCAGGGGGGGGUUGCAGACAGAUGGCAGCUCCAGGGGAAGCAGCAGCGAGGGAUUAAGAGCAGGAACACACAGGAGCUGUGCUUUAGGGAGUCAGUAUCCUUGGAUGACUCCAAAGGGCAUUUUAAUCCUGCCCAGCCUGCAUUUUUACAAACCAGAGCUGAGUUCUCAGCUGGGCCUGCCACCACUGUAGCAAAUGUGUCACCUGUGCCUUGCAGGACACCUUUCCCCAGGUGCAGCUGCCACCCUCCAGUGUCACUGUGCAGAAAAUGGGUGUUUUAUUUGCUGUUCCAGGGAACAGUUGGGCGAGCAAGAGCAAAGCCCAACACUGAUCUGAAUGUUCAUCACCAAUGACAUUUCUUAACUGAAUGUACAACAAAGCUGUGAAGAGUUGCCGGGGCCAGGCCAGGCCCAGGGACUCAGAUCCAUUGUAGGGCAGGGCUGGGACACGGGGUGGGAGUUAGGGAGGGAGGUUGGUACUUUGUAGACACUUUGAAAUUUGUAUCAAUUGCUGGUGACUUAGAAUUGUUCAUUUUUCACGUUCUGAUGACUUUGCUUGUGUUUCAGCUGGAGCCAGCUCCAGGCUCCCUGAUAGCCAUUUCUGUGUUGUACAGUGAACGUUCCCAAUAAAUCCUGUUUUAAUCUU
Molecule: messenger RNA, 2662 nt
Organism: Serinus canaria (Common canary)
Lineage: Eukaryota; Metazoa; Chordata; Aves; Passeriformes; Fringillidae
Gene: PLEKHJ1
Product: pleckstrin homology domain containing J1
Exons: 6
Coding region: 53-523 (156 amino acids)
Biological process (GO): endosome organization; retrograde transport, endosome to Golgi; receptor recycling
Cellular component (GO): trans-Golgi network; recycling endosome; early endosome
Source: RefSeq, a predicted model, not a curated record